Messenger RNA from Botrytis fragariae, 768 nucleotides. RefSeq names its product putative lactose permease protein. The transcript is spliced from 5 exons. Gene Ontology annotation, cellular component: membrane. NCBI's taxonomy places the organism in Eukaryota, Fungi, Ascomycota, Leotiomycetes, Helotiales, Sclerotiniaceae. The record is from RefSeq and is a predicted model, not a curated record. Gene Ontology annotation, molecular function: carbohydrate:proton symporter activity. The coding region runs from base 1 to 768 and encodes 255 amino acids. Gene Ontology annotation, biological process: carbohydrate transport; transmembrane transport.
AUGUAUUCGAUCGGCAGUGUGGUGGCUAUUCCUUCUAUAGGACCGGCGAUCGAUACUUGGGGAAGAAAGGUCGGAAUCUAUAUCGGAGCUUCAUCGAUUAUGCUGGGAACUAUAGUCCAAUCUACCACGAUCCACUCGAGUAUUGUUAUCGGGCAAUCCAUGGGCGGCAGGUUUCUGCUUGGAUUUGGUGUGGGGAUUGUUGCACCAGCGGGCCCAAUGUAUGUUGGCGAAACAUCACAUCCUACCCACCGGUUUGUUGUCACUGCUUUCUAUAAUACCUUUUGGUUUGUUGGCUCAAUUCUUGCUUCGGGAUCUGCACGAGCAAGUGCGGGCUUAUCCAGUAACCGGUCCUGGCAAGUUCCAGUCUGGCUACAAAUGUUAUUCCCGGGUCUUUGUAUUAUCCUAGUAUGGGCCCUUCCCGAGAGUCCACAUUGGCAAUAUGCUGUUCUUGAUACCGCAGGAAUUACGGAUUCCACUACACAGCUGAAUCUCAACUUAGGUUUAAAUAUCAUGCAGUUUGGCUUGGCUUUGUUCGGUGCUUCCCUCGUAGAUAAAAUAGGUCGUCGUCCUCUACUUCUAUUCGCAAACAUUGGAUGCACUAUAGUAUGGAUCGGAGCCACAGUUUCAUCAUCCAUCAACGCCAAUACAGGUAGCAAGAGCAGUGGCUCUGCUGUUGUGACGAUGAUUUUCCUCUUCGACGCGAUUUCCAGUGUAGGUUUUACGCCGUUGCAAGCAUUGUACCCUGUAGAAUCCCGAGUUUCGAGAUGA